This is a messenger RNA of Poecilia reticulata (guppy), 2663 nucleotides long. RefSeq names its product FKBP prolyl isomerase 9 (gene fkbp9). Lineage: Eukaryota; Metazoa; Chordata; Actinopteri; Cyprinodontiformes; Poeciliidae. Gene Ontology annotation, cellular component: endoplasmic reticulum. Gene Ontology annotation, molecular function: calcium ion binding; peptidyl-prolyl cis-trans isomerase activity. The record is from RefSeq and is a predicted model, not a curated record.
CCGGGGCAGGACUUCUUCCCAAAUCAGAGUAGAGGAAGCCAAAGUACAUGGGGAGCAGGUAGCAGCCGCCGUGCACAGAUUACAGGGCUUCACCACACUUAUUUGCAAUCUUAGGAAAGUUUAGUGGAGGGGGGAAAAUGAUCAAGUGUGCGCUGGGAAUGUUGUCUCUGUCGCUCCUAGUGACGUUCGCCGCCUGCAACGCGCCUCCGGUCCCGUUAGACGACAUCCUCGUAGAAAAAACCUUCGAGCCAGAGCAAUGCGUCCGCGCAGUCAAAGUCGGGGACUUCGUCAGGUACCACUACAUUGGCAUGUUUCCUGACGGGAAGAAGUUCGACUCCAGCUACGAUCGCGGCAGCACCUACAAUGUGUUUGUUGGCAAAAAGCAGCUGAUUGACGGGAUGGACAAAGCCCUGGUGGGAAUGUGUGUCAACGAGAGGAGCCUGGUCAAGAUCCCUCCUCACCUCGCCUAUGGAAAACAAGGAUACGGUGACAUCAUCCCUCCGGACGCCAUCCUCCAUUUUGAUGUUCUGCUGCUGGACGUGUGGAACCCUGACGACGGCGUCCAGAUCAACACCUACCACACUCCUCCUACCUGCUCCAGAAAGGUGGAGGUUUCUGACUUUGUGCGCUACCACUACAACGGCACCCUGCUGGACGGGACGCUCUUUGACUCCAGCCACACUCGCAUGCGUACCUAUGACACGUACGUUGGGAUCGGGUGGCUCAUUGCCGGCAUGGACCAGGGACUUCUGGGAAUGUGCAUUGGCGAGCGGCGCAUCAUCACGAUGCCGCCGUCACUCGGCUACGGAGAGAACGGAGACGGUAGCGACAUCCCGGGUCAGGCGUCUCUGGUAUUUGACGUCGUCCUGUUGGACCUUCAUAACCCCAGAGACGGAGUCGCGGUCACUAAUCAAAUCGUUCCCGAGUCGUGCGUGAGGAAGACGGAGGUGGGGGACUUUGUGCGCUACCACUACAACGGCAGCCUCCUGGAUGGGACAUUUUUUGAUUCCAGUUAUUCUCGUAAUCGCACCUACGACACGUAUGUGGGUCGAGGGUUCGUCAUCGCCGGCAUGGACGAGGGUCUCAUUGGCAUUUGCAUCGGGGAGAGACGAACCAUCACCAUUCCACCACACCUCGCCUAUGGAGAGGAGGGCACAGGCUCCAAGAUCCCCGGUUCAGCGGUGCUCGUAUUUGACGUUCACAUGAUCGACUUUCACAACCCAUCAGAUAACACCGAGGUGACGGUCACCUACAAGCCGGAAGAAUGUGAUAAGCACACAAAGAAGGGCGACUUCAUCAAAUACCACUACAACGGCACCCUGCUGGAUGGGACGCCCAUCGACUCCACGCACAGUUAUGGAAAGACAUACAACAUUGUCCUGGGGGCAAACCAGGUGGUGCCGGGCAUGGAGGAUGGGCUGAUGGACAUGUGUGUGGGAGAGAAACGACGUCUUCUCAUCCCCCCUCACCUCGCCUAUGGAGAGAGGGGAGUCACUGACCAGGUUCCAGGGAGUGCAGUGUUGCUGUUUGAUGUCGAGUUGUUUGAGAUAGAGGACGGACUUCCUGAGGGCUACAUGUUUAUCUGGAAUGACGAAGUUCCUCCAGGCCUCUUUGCUGAGAUGGACAAGGACAAAAAUGGAGAAGUGGAGCCCUCUGAGUUCACCGACUACAUCAUGCAGCAGGUGAACGACGGCAAAGGCCGCCUGGCCCCUGGCUUCGAUCCUUAUCGCAUUAUAGACAACAUGUUCUCCAACCAAGACCGCAACGGAGAUGGAAAGAUAACGGAAGAAGAGUUCAAGCUCAAGGCAGAUGAAGCGGCCCAUGAUGAGCUAUGAUGGGACUGAAUGGAGAGUAGAUCCAGGCAUUGGGGGAUGGGUGUGGAGGUCGGGAGGUGACGGGAACUUUAACGUUUGUGGGGUGUGAGGUAGAGUGGAAUAAAAGUGCAUUGGGUAGAAACUCUGUCUUCAGAGAUUUAGAUUUUUUUUUUUAAUUUUUAUUUGAGGACUGAAAUUAUGAUGUCCAACAAGAAUAAUCACCAAAAUGAGAAUGAAGAACAAGAGGAUUUGGCUAUAGGGAAGAUUAAGAACAAAAGCAUGUUGAAAAGUUUGACUUGAGGGCUCCUUUUUUAUUUUCGUACUUCAUUUGUGCUGAAAAUAGAACAGUUCUAUGUAGGAGAGCAUCCUCAUACUUUAAUUCUCUCUGAACAUUCAUCACUCCUUCAACUUUCAGACUUUGUUUUCAGUUGAGUGAAUUUUUUUUAUUCUCCGUAACCUCAUUUUAUGCUUGUUCCAGAAGCAAUGGGUUGGCCAAGAUCUGUCUAUAAUAUGACAAAAUGUGUUUUGUUUUGUGGUUUACAGCUAAAAUUUCCCCAAAAUGUGUGUUUUCUGCUGUUGAAAAUCCUCCACGUGACACUGGAAGAUCUGAUGUCCUUACAUGUUGUUAUGGGUUUGUCUGUUGUGGCCAAUAGUUGCUUCUGUUUUUCACUAAAUGUCAUUUUGAGUAGGUUUUAUUUUGUAAAAGCGUGCCUGCGCGUGCAAGUGUGUGAGAGAGAGCGCGAGAGUGAGGGUGUGUGAAAUGUGUGAGGGUUGUGUGUGUUUGAUCCAGGAGACGAAUUUGCCAACUGUGUCAGCUCUGUUCAAUAAAUGGUCUGACUUUAACAACUA